AUGAAAAUAGAGCGUCAAGACACUUUCAUGAGAGAUGCCAUACGAGCAAGGGUAAAGUUAGAAGUAACCCUGUGUUUUCUAAGCUCAGGAAUAUCAUACAGGCUGUUAGCAAUAUUUUUUAGGAUUUCAAAAUUCUCCAUAUCAAAAUUUAUACCAGAAGUUUGUGACGUUAUGUAUGAAGCUUUGGACGAAUAUUUGCAGGAGCUUUAUCAUGAAGACCCCCGAGAAUAUAAAGCAGUGCUGAGAGUGACACCCGAACAAGUUGACAAACUUUUAAAUUUAAUAAAAAUGCAAAUAGAGCGUCAAGACACUUUUAUGAGAGAUGCCAUACCAGCAGGGGUAAAGUUAGAAGUAACCCUGUGUUUUCUAAGCUCAGGAAUAUCAUACAGGCUGUUAGCAAUAUUUUUCAGGAUUUCAAAAUCCUCCAUAUUAAAAUUUAUACCAGAAGUUUGUGACGUUAUGUAUGAAGCUUUGGACGAAUAUUUGCAGGUACCAGACAAAAGGGAAUGGGAAGACAUACAAGUAGGAUUUCACCACAGGUGGAAUUUUCCAGGAUGUUGUGGAGCCUUCGACGGCAAACAUGUGUAUCUCGAUGUUUUGGCAAAACCUAUCCAGUUGCAAGAGGAAAGCGCAAUAAAAAUGAUUCGAACUACAUGUGUACUGCACAACUGGUUGCGUAAAUCUUCACUUCACACCUACACACCACCUGGUAGCAUAGAUUAUGAAGAUAUUUUACCUCACUGGUGUUAA
Acanthoscelides obtectus is the source of this 750-nucleotide messenger RNA. The record is from the annotation of a GenBank genome assembly. Lineage: Eukaryota; Metazoa; Arthropoda; Insecta; Coleoptera; Chrysomelidae.